Molecule: messenger RNA, 1977 nt
Organism: Nicotiana tabacum (common tobacco)
Lineage: Eukaryota; Viridiplantae; Streptophyta; Magnoliopsida; Solanales; Solanaceae
Product: transcription initiation factor TFIID subunit 15b
Molecular function (GO): RNA binding
Source: RefSeq, a predicted model, not a curated record
ACUUGUCGCCCAGUCUUUAACUCACUUUUACCUUUUUCCUCUUUCAUUCGGAAACCCUAGCUUAAGUGUAAACGAUGGCAGGCACGUACGGGUACGAAGGCGGCGGAUCUGCUCCGCCGUCUGGUGGCGGAGGCUACGGAGGUAGCGGCGGCGGAGGAGGCGGUGGUGGUUACGGUGGUUCUGGAGGCGGCGGGUAUGGAUCAGGUGGUGGAGGAUAUGGCGGUGCAAGCGGCGGUUAUGGAGGCAGCGGAGGGUCAUACGGCGGUGGAGGUGGUAGAGAUGGUGGUGGUGGUGGUGGUAGAGGAGGUGGAGGAGGAUACGGUGGUAGUUCACAUAGUCGAGGAGGUGGCGGCGGCGGAUACCAAGGAGGAGGAGAUCGUGGAGGUCGCGGCGGCGGCGGCGGCGGCGGUCGUGGUGGAGGAAGUGGUAAGGAAGGUGAUUGGCGUUGCCCUAACCCUAGCUGUGGAAAUUUGAACUUUGCUAGAAGAGUUGAAUGUAACAAAUGUGGUGCACCUUCACCUGCUGGUUCUGACGAUCGUGGUGGCAGAGGUGGUAGCGGUUAUAACAGAGGUGGAAGUGGUGGGGGAUAUGGAAAUAGUCGAGGGGGAAGAGGCGACAACUAUGAUGACAGAAAUGCUGGAGGUGGUAGAACAGGUUCUUAUGGUGGUAGUCAGGGAAGAGAUGGUGGUGGUUAUGCUCAAGGUCCUCCACAUGCUCCUCCAUCUUAUGGGGCAGCUGAUAGCAACUAUCCACCACCAUCUAAUACCUAUGGUCGGAACCCUGAUGCCGUCCCCCCGCCCACGAGUUAUGUUGGUGGACCUGCAUCUUAUCCCCCUUCAUAUGGUGCCCCUGGUGGCUAUGGUGGGGAUAAAACAGCUAAUGCCCGUGGGGGUGGAAGGGGUGGCCCACCGGGAGGAUAUGAUGGGGGAUAUGGCGGUGGUCAAAGGAAUGCAGGUGGUUAUGAUAGUUCCCCAGCUGAGGCUCCGGAAAAGGUCAAGCAAUGUGAUGAGAACUGUGGAGAUUUCUGUGACAACGCAAGAAUAUAUAUCUCAAAUUUGCCUCCUGAUGUGACCAUUGAAGAACUUAGAGAACUUUUUGGGAGCAUUGGACAAGUGGCAAGAAUCAAGCAAAAACGAGGCUACAAAGACCAGUGGCCUUGGAGCAUAAAGUUAUACACUGACGAACAGGGAAAAAACAAAGGAGAUGCUGUUUUGUCAUAUGAAGACCCUUCUGCAGCGCACUCUGCGGGUGGCUUUUUCAAUAACCAUGACUUCAGAGGGUACAAAAUCAGUGUUGCGAUGGCUGAAAAGUCUGCACCAAAGCCUGCUCCAGCUUUUGGUUCUGGACGUGGAGGUCGAGGAGGUUAUGGUGGCGGCGGCCGCAGGGAUAACUACAGAGACAGUGGAGGUUCUGGCCCGGAUAGACAGUCUCAUGGUGGAAACCGUUCACGUCCUUAUUGAGUUUCAGCCAAGCAUCUUAUGUACUAAAAAUUUGUGGUGGGAGGGUUUUUUAUUAGUUCCAUUUCAAGAUAUACUCUGUGACUAAGAGGUAGGUUGAUCACUCAUUUGCACUUCGAGCAAUAUAUGCUUUUUCUCCUUUCUUUCUGCUUCUUGGGGUGUAGGAAUGGAUGGGGUUUUGAAGUCCCUUUUUUUGAUAUGUUGAAUGUUUUGAUAGAGGCUACUGGAUAUUCUGCAAAUUGCUGCUAAGGUAGGUGAAAAUAUUCAGGUGAGUGAUACUACUGUGAAAACCAAAAUGCUCUGGUAAUUCUAGCUGAAUGAUGUUUUCUUCUCUAUAGGUGAUUGCUGCAUCUUGGCGUGAAGCCUGAUAUAAUGAUUCGCUGACUCUAUUAUAUGGCACAUAACUACUUGAGCUGUUAUUUUUGCUUUUGUGUGCCUGCUAGUCCAGAUUUUUUUUUUCUUUCUUUCUUUCUGUGGAAGAAUGUUUAGUAGACUUCUCAAGUAGGCAGCUUUCCGAGAA